Molecule: messenger RNA, 4683 nt
Organism: Haemorhous mexicanus (house finch)
Lineage: Eukaryota; Metazoa; Chordata; Aves; Passeriformes; Fringillidae
Gene: KLHL23
Product: kelch like family member 23
Exons: 3
Coding region: 187-1863 (558 amino acids)
Molecular function (GO): protein binding
Source: RefSeq, a predicted model, not a curated record
CAAAAUAGGAGCUGCCGCUGCGGCCCCGCUGCUCCCUCCCUCCGGCAGCGGCUCUUCCAAAGACGGUCAGGGGCCGCCGCGGGCUGGGAGCCCCCUAAGCGCCGUGCCGGGCGGGUCCGCAGCCGGAGGGCGGCCGGGCUGAGCGGCGCGGCGCGGACAAAGCGGCGGGAGCUGCGGGGCGCGGCGAUGGCCGCGGCCGGGCAGGAGGAGUACUCGUACCUCUACAAGGACUCCGCGCACCCCGCCGGCUUCUUAGAGGCGUUCCGGGCGUUUUACCUGGACGGGCUGUUCACCGACAUCACCCUGCAGUGCGCUUCGGGGGUCAUCUUCCACUGCCACAGAGCUGCCCUAGCAGCCUGCAGCAGUUAUUUUAAAGCCAUGUUCACAGCCGAUAUGAAAGAAAAAUCCAAAACCCAGAUCAACCUUCCCGGGCUCAGCCACGCAGUACUGGAAGCUCUCGUGAAUUAUGCAUACACAUCACAGAUCCAGAUAACAAAGAGAAAUGUCCAAAGCCUACUCCAGGCUGCAGAUCUGCUCCAGUUCGUGUCAGUUAAGAAAGCCUGUGAGCAGUUUCUGGUAAGGCACUUAGAUACUGACAACUGCAUUGGGAUGCACUCCUUUGCUGAAUAUCAUGAUUGCUCGGAGCUGGAGAAAGAGUCCAGAAGGAUUUUGUUAUGGCAGUUUGAAGAAGUGUGGAAGCAGGAAGAGUUUCUGGACAUUGGCAAGGAGAAGCUCUCUUAUAUUCUCUCCAGGGAGAAUCUCAAUGUUCAGAAAGAAGAGGCAGCCAUUGAAGCUGUCAUUAAGUGGGUGGCACACAACGUGGAAGGAAGAAUUGAAGACAUCUGUGAAGUGCUGAGCUGCAUCAAAUUAGACUUAGAUAAUGUGUAUUUGAGGUCAGCUUUAAGCCUGCAAAACAAAUGCCGACUCAAUGACCGUAAGAUAAGGUCACUCAUAUAUAAUGCCCUGAACCUCAAUCCCAAAGGUCUUUCCAGAAGAUCCACAGCAGCCAUGUACGUAAUUGGAGGAUAUUAUUGGCAUCCCUUAUCAGAAGUGCAUGUUUGGGAUCCUUUAACCAAUGCAUGGGUCCAGGGAACAGAGAUGCCAGAUCACACCAGAGAGAGCUAUGGGGUCACUAGUUUGGGACCAGACAUAUAUGUGACAGGAGGUUACAGAACAGAGAGCAUUGAAGCUCUUGACACCGUGUGGAUAUAUAACAGCGAGAGAGAUGAGUGGACAGAAGGCUGCCCUAUGCUCAAUGCAAGGUAUUACCACUGCGCCGUUUCCUUGAGUGGCUGCAUUUAUGCAUUGGGAGGGUACCGAAAGGGAGCUCCAGUCCAAGAAGCUGAGUUUUAUGAUCCUUUAAUACAGAAAUGGCUUCCCAUUGCAAACAUGAUCAAAGGAGUUGGAAAUGCCACUGCCUGUGUCCUGCAUGAAGUCAUCUAUGUCGCUGGAGGUCACUAUGGUUACAGGGGAAGCUGCACCUACGAUAAAAUCCAGAGAUACCAUUCAGGUAGCAAUGAGUGGAGUAUAGUCACCACAAGUCCACAUCCAGAAUAUGGAUUGUGUUCAAUUACGUUACAAAACAAGAUCUAUUUUGUGGGUGGACAGACCACGAUCACUGACUGCUAUGACCCAGAGCAAAAUGAGUGGAAGCAGAUGGCUCACAUGAUGGAGAGAAGGAUGGAGUGUGGCACGGUGGUUAUGAACGGAUGCAUCUAUGUAACAGGAGGAUAUUCCUAUUCAAAAGGAACAUACCUGCAGAGCAUUGAGAAAUACGACCCUGAACUGAACAAAUGGGAAGCAGUAGGUAAUCUUCCCAGUGCUAUGCGGUCACAUGGCUGUGUCUGUGUGUAUAAUGUGUAAGCAUUUAAUUUUCAUCUUGCUGUUACAGAAAACAGCAGAUGCAGUAUUCAUAACAGUACUGAUUACCUCAUGAGGGGUUGUCUAAUAUAAUCACUUAGUGCACAUUGUUAAUAACUAGGUGUAAUUUGUUCUCAUUUUAAACAACUCAGAAACAUAAAUGUGGUAACAAAAUUUCCAUCUACUUUUUAGUACAAUUAUUCUUUGUCAUGGAAGUUCUCAAACUGCUCUCUUAUAAUACUUUGUACAGCAAUAUAGGAACUACUGUGAAAAAUGGAUUUGUUUUUGUUAGUCAUUGGAUGAAACUAUGACUUGGUGCUAAGAUGAGUAAAGCCAAACAAAAUACGGUUCUAAGGACUACUGGCCUUAAGAUGAAAUCUUUGUGUUCUGAAGGUAGCUGUAGAAAUGGACCAUUGACACAAGCUAAGUGUAUGGCAUAUGCAGGGCAAUAUCACUGGGAUAACUAGGUUAUCAGAUUCAGAAAUGGACAUUUACAGCAUGCCUCUUAACUCUACCUUCAAGUGCCAAAGCAAAGAAGAGCUUAGGCUAGGAAUAAGGGAGGAAAUGUUGGUAGUAGCCCCAGAGCAUGGGCCAAAAGCAUGCACUAGUUUUCCUGAAGGAGAAGUAAAAGGACAUUUCUCUUUCCCUUUCUCGCAUUCUCUUUGACAUUGCCAAUGAGAAAUGAUAAAAGACUCUGCAAGGCUUUGCAAUGGGAUCUUUGGGUGAUGCACAGGUAUUUGUAGUUUGGGUGUUUUUGUGGGCGGAGGGCUGUUCAGAGAAAAGCCUUAAUGUGUUAACUCUUUUUUAAUAUCAAUUCGAGAUGUGUGCCUGUGUGGAAUGGAAGGACGAAAUGAGAGAGACUGGAAAAUUAACAUCUGCUUGAGAUUCAAACUUCUCUAUUUUGUUUAAUGCCAUUUGAUCUUUUCUAAACUGUGACUUGAGCAAAGGUAACAACUAAAGAAACUUGUCAAAGUAUGUUAUGCAUGAAGAAAAACCAUGAUCUAUAGGAUUGAUUUAUUUAUUAUUUCUGUCAAAACUUAAUAUGAGAUCUUCAAAUUCUGUGUAGAAAGUGGAUUUUUGUAAAGUUAUUUACAGACAAACAGAUGACACUCUGUGGCCUGAGAGUGCUGAUUCAAAUGAAGAAAUGCUUCAGGGAACAGAGAAGGCUCUUUUAGCACUGAUCUCCCAAUCCAGUUUAUAAAAUGACUGCACAGAGAGCUGUUAGGCAUUGGUGUGAGAGGCAGGGACAACACAGGUUUGCCGUAGGGUGUGGUGGGAACUUCCCACACCAGCACUGCCAUCUAAAAAGAAUUUUAGGUUUUAUUGGAUUUCUCACGUACAAAUAAAAGACUUUUCCAAGCAGUAAGUUCUGAGUUUAUAAUAUUUCUUUUGCUUGAUCAUAAGCAUGUUCAGCUUUUUAAAAAUUCUUUCACUUUUUUAUGCUAUUUCUGACUUGCAUUUGACUGCUGGUAGCAGGUGGCACUCAGCUCUGGCUUUGAUGCGAAGUUCUGUGGUGUAUAUGUACAGUUCUUUUUUUGAUAUUUUUGUAUGUUGCCUCACUAUGUCAGAAGCUUGUGUGUGUAUUCAGUGUUUUGCUUUGUUACCCAUCUCACUGAGAUCUAUUUAGGGAUCCCAUGUAACUUGUUUAAAGACUCUAAAGAGCAGUGGAGAAUUGAACUCUGAGGCUGUUUGAAAUGUGUGGGCCAGGCAGGUGAGCAAGACAUAAAAUGAAUUUGUUUCUCCUGGAAAUCUCCACAGCUGACAAUUGCUCAAGGGCAGGUGGAGAUUGAAAGGACAACAUCACAAGAACAUGAAGGUGAUCUUUGUAUUGAAUGAAACCACACUGAACCCAAUGUGUUUAUGUAAUUUUUCAGUGCAAAUUAUGUACCCAUGAAGCUUCAUGUUUGUUGAAAAACACAAGCAUAGAACAGCUGCUUGUGGCUGGCAUUGAGGUUCAUUCUGGUCUGAAUCCAAAAGUCAUGAGUCAGUGAAAGGAUCUAAGAACAAGGUGAGGACUAACAAAACCAAACCCCUAAGCAUCCACUUGCCAACUGCUAGCAAACUAGGUGCUUGAUGUUGGUGAAAGACAGUGCUGUUGCAGGGCUGGGGCACAGGCACAGGAAGCUGGACUCUGCUUUGUGCCCCUGGGCAACCUGCAGGCAAGCAAAUGCUGCUUUUUGGCCUCAGUGUUAAGUGCAAAGUGGAAAAAAAGCCUUUAGUUCUCCCCUGUCAGGAAAGAGUUUGUUGGUCUGGCAUAAAUAAAAGUUCAAGAAAUUACUGCUUAGUACUUGAGUUGAAUCCUAAUUUCUCAGAGAUUUUCAAUGCAUUAGAAUAAAUGGAGAGAAGGAUAAGUUCAGACUAAUGGUUAAAUUUCAACUGGUGCUAUUUUUCACAAUAACCUACAAGGCCCUUUUAAAUUAACUCAUGUAGCACAUCCCAAGAUGUGUUGCAACCACGUCUUGGGCAGAGGCAUUAAAAUGAACUCAGCAGGAGGAAAAUAGGAUUCUGACCCCUGGUCAGAAGCCUACAAGGAAUCUCUUAGCCAUCUCUGUAAUAUGUUUUUAAAAACUGUUGAAUGCAAACACUGAAUUAUUGUGUUAUUGGACCUGUGCUAUGGUAGACACUGUUCUACUGUUUCACCUAUAAACUAGAAAAUUAAGUAAUGUGGAAGUCAAAUCAAUUGUAAAGUCAAUACUAUUGCUUAAAAUUUUCACCUCUGUCAUUUCCAUGUUUGUAGCACUACAGAUGGCCACGGUAUAUCUGUAGUGUUUAAGUGAAUGUUUGCAACACUUAAUAAAUGUGAAUAUACCACUACUGUACAAA